AUGAGGCAUAUUCAGUUAUGGAAUUGCGAAUUGGAAUAUAAGGCGAAUAAAUAUAUCGAACGGUGCCAAUUUAAAUUGAGUCGUACAGUUUCAAGAGAAGUCGUUCAGAAUGCCUAUAUGUAUUUUUACAGAAAAACAGAAGAAUCGCUUCAAACUGGCUUUUCCUUCGAAACAUCGGACGAUGUUUAUUACCAUGAAAUUAUUGGAAUUAAUGAUAAAGAAUGGAAACUUGCUACUGAAAUCGGUUGCUCGAUGAAACUCUGUUCAAAACCAGGCGAAUCAUUGAGACUCUUCUUAUGUUUAUAUAAACUUCGGUCAUCAAAACCAGCCAAAAGUACUUUUAAAUCACUACCCCAAAUUUCAACGUCUUCCAAAUUACCUGCUAGUGAGGAUCUCGCAGUCAGUUCGCCAAUGGAUAUAUUGAAAAUAAAUUCAAUGGAGAACGAAGGAGACUGCCAAGGUUCCAAAAUUGUAGCCGUUACCAAACAGAAGAUCAUUAAUCGAUUCAACUGGCUGAGAAAACUAAUUAUAUUUGCCAUUAUGCAAGCCACUGGCUCGACUUUUCAUUAUGCUAGCGACUUUAGCUUUAGAUGGAAUUGUUUUUUGGAAGAACUAUCAACACAAUCUGCAAAAAACUGCUCUUUGGGACCAUCAAAAGACGCUCUUGAAAGCGGAUUUGAUGAAAGUCGACAGGUGUACUGGGAUAAUAGCGGAAAAAUAUUAAAUGAAUCAUUAAUACUUGAUGCAAUAACUACGUGGUGGAAGAGUGGAUCUGCGGAUAAUUAUAUUGAGGAUCUUGAAAGUUUAGACUCAGAGGCAUUUGUAGAAAAUCGUGUUUUCUUCAUCCAGUUGGCUAAUAAGGAAACAACCUAUUUUGGCUGCGGAUUAGCAGAUUGCCAAGCGGACGGUCGUAAUAUGCAAAUGGUCGUGUGCCACUAUCCACGAAUUGAAACAAAGAAAUUAACAGAAUUAUGGCGAACUCUUAACUUGCAUGUUGAUAAAAUUGGUGAAAUAAUUAGAGAACAUCCAUAA
Messenger RNA from Dracunculus medinensis (Guinea worm), 1032 nucleotides. The record is from the annotation of a GenBank genome assembly. Lineage: Eukaryota; Metazoa; Nematoda; Chromadorea; Rhabditida; Dracunculidae.